AUGCGUCCCUCCACCCUCUCAUCCGUCGCGGUCUUAGCUGCUCACGCCAUGGCUGCACCGCAGCUCGUCCUCCCUUCGGGCCAUCUCAGCAGUACAAUUGCCGCUGCUACUUCAGCCGUCGUCGACCCAAAGGCCAAGGUCAGCACCGCCGACCUCUGGGGGCCUGCUCCAACCGAGGCCGCCGUUGCAGACCCGACUGAGCAGGACGUGUUCCCAUCAGUCAAGACCCUAGCUCCCACUCUUCCUGUCGUCCUCGGCCAAAAGUUUGCGCAUAGCGCGAAGACAACCUCCACAAACACAAACACGCCAGUCAUCGCCGGCGGAAAACCCAAGUCCACCCACGUUCCAGAGGCUCCGAAUAUGGCAAACGUACCUGGUACCUCACCUCGUGCUUUCCAUUGCAAACUCGAAGGUUGCUUCUACGACGACGAUGGCUCCAAGGUUGCCAAUGUGGCGCGCGCUGUCCAUGAGGUUAUGGCUACCGAAACUCAUACAGUCCCUGUUGCUCCAGGAGCCACUGCUGCUCCAGAGAAUGAUGAUGAUAAACAUUUUACCCUGCAGGCUCGCAUCGCGAAUGGAACCCUCACGGUCGACGCCGUUGGAGGACACCCUUCCCUUUUCUCAAUCAUUUCAGCCAUGGCUGCGGCUGCGUCCCCUACGCCGUUUGAGGGCCACCCUCCACAGUGA
This is a messenger RNA of Cercospora beticola, 687 nucleotides long. RefSeq lists its product as uncharacterized. The record is from RefSeq and is a predicted model, not a curated record. Lineage: Eukaryota; Fungi; Ascomycota; Dothideomycetes; Mycosphaerellales; Mycosphaerellaceae.